Messenger RNA from Chara braunii, 3001 nucleotides. Lineage: Eukaryota; Viridiplantae; Streptophyta; Charophyceae; Charales; Characeae. The record is from the annotation of a GenBank genome assembly.
UAGUCUCUAACUUUGGUGUAUCUGAAUAAGUAACUCAAUCGUUGGUGGGAGCCUAUCAGGAAGACCCUGUCACGAUGGACAUCAUUCGCAAACUUCAGGCAAAAGACAAGGCCACAGAAAGUGAGUUUGUGAUGGUGGACGGGCUUCUCUAUCUUGAUAAGGCCGGAAUAAAAAAGUUAGUAGUUCCAUCUAGUGAACGUUUGCGUAGUUUGUUUCUAGGAGAAUGCCAUGACGCAACCGGACACUUUGGCUACAAGAAGACGAGUGUUAAUCUAGUUCAACGAUUUUGGUGGUCUGGAAUGCUAGAUGACGCAAAGAAGUACGUAGAGACCUGUCAGGUCUGUCAACGGGACAAGCCGCGAACUCAAGCACCGCUUGGGUUGCUGAAGCCCUUACCUAUCCCCGCUGGUCCAGGACAGAGUGUUUCCAUGGAUUUCAUAGAUACCCUGGUGACCAACAAGAGUGGCAAGAGGCACAUCUUCGUCAUCAUUGAUCGAUUCACCAAGUACGCUAGACUAGUUGCCAUGCCAGAGACCGCAAGGACGGACCAUGUCAUCAAGUUGUUCCAGAAGAACUGGAUGUCCGGGGAAACGAACGAGGCCUAUCAGGCCCGGAUGCUGCUUCUGAUUGCAGAAGCAAAGCAACGGUCGGAUGCAGUAGCAGCCGCAGGAAAGAAGAAGGUGGAGGACGCCGAGAAGGCACGUCUGUUGGCAAUCGAACAGCAGCGCCAGCAAGACGAGGAAGCAGCAAAGGCUGCCGAUGAAGAACGAAUUCAACGACACGAGAAGAUAUUCAACGGAGAGCGAGCUUUGCCCAAAAUGGCAGCGGACUGGCGGGAGAAUGGCAAGAUGGAGGAGAGUGAAAACAAGAUCGCUCUACUCCUCUCCCAUCUCACGGACCUCCUGGCCACGUGCAUUGCACAGCAGGAGGACAUCCACAACCUCGACGACGCGGUUCAGACGCACAAUCAGGUGUUUGACCAAGUCAACAGCCACCUCCAGCAGCUGGAACAAACCGUGGCCGCCCCCGUUGCCAGCUCCUCCAACACCUCCGAUCGCCUCGAGGCUUUGGAGAUUGACGUCGGAUCCCUCAAGGACGGCGUGCAGUUACGGCAAGCCACAAUGCCACAGUUGGAGCAGCGGAUUUUGUACUACCGCCACCCACUCGAGAUCGGAACCGCGCGAGACAACUCCAAACUACAGCACGUCAGCGAGCACAAGCAUCACGCGUACUUGUACUCCCGGUCGGGGGGCGCGUGCCAAGCAUGGUUGGACAAUCUCUUGUCCAAGUAUGGGGUGGUAGCUGCCGACUUGCACACCAAGAUCAGCUGGGAUGAUCUAAAGGCGGCGUGGCAUAAGCGGUUCCAAGUAGAGCCGCCGAAGAUCAAGGCAAUAAACAAGCUGAUGACCUUCGAACAAGGCACGUUGCCGAGUGUUGACUGGAUUGCCAAGUACCAACGCUUGACAUCCGUCCCGGACAUUCAAAUGGGCUUCAAAGUCGUCAAACACUACUUCAUCUCGAGGCCGUGUCCGGCCUUGGGCAACGCCUUGACUCACAUCGAGGACACCCUGACGACAAGGGCGGAGCUCUUCGACAAGGUCGCGCAGAUCAUUGUCAUGAGCAAGGAGGCCAAGAACCUCCACCAUUCGUCUGCGGCAAGCCUGCGCAAAGAUCAGCAUCGACCGAAAGUGGUCGUGGUCGCGGCGGCAACGCCAACCGACCAAAUUAAAGUCGAUAGUCCUCCUCUUCUAUAUUCUUAUGAGGACUAUGCUGCCCGGCUCGUUCCUACGCUGGGUACUCAUGCUCAAGGACAAGACUUGUGUGCGACAUCUUCUCUGUCCGGCAGCGGCGACUUAUCGUUUUCAAGUGGUUCUUCACGAGAUUCGGCGCGCGAGUUCAACAUAGAGCUAUUGGACCCGCUCACGUCCGAGGAUUUCGCAUGGCUUCCUCUUCCGACCAAUAGCCGCUUGUCGGGACCGCAAUGCGCAACAUUAUGCGCUCAUCUUCACACGUAUCUAUCCUUCUAUGCACCACCAACUUCACCGACGGAUGACGAAGCUGUGGUGGGGGACAUCCUUGCAUAUGUUACCAAGGUGGCCUGCGAGUUUCACAAGCAUAGAUACGAUGACAACAACGCACCGCUCCUCUAUGUCCGCAUCCAAGUUGGGCAAGCGUCCUGCAACGCUUUGCUGGAUAGCGGAGCGUCUCACAAUUUCAUGAGCCAAGCCUUUAUGCAAAGGGUUGGCCUUGGCACACAAGUUCGGAGGAAGGCAAACCCGACGGCAAUCAAGUUGGCGAACAGAAGGACGCAGCAACUUAUCGACCGCUACAUCGAGGCCAUACCGGUGUAUUUCGCACCUCAUGCAUGCAAACCAGUGACGUUCGACAUUUUGGACACGGACUUCGACAUUAUUUUGGGAAUGCCUUGGCUUGCAAGUGCGGAUUACAUGGUCAACUUCCACCGGCAGACUUUUACCGUUCAGGACGCUUUCAACGUCGAAGUGUCGUGUACUUUUCCUCUUCCGCACCCUUCGAUCCGAUGCCAAGUGGUGACGGCCAAAUCAUUCCGGGUUACUUGCGCUUACGAGCAGCCCGACGAGAUAGGCCUAUGUUUCCUACCGACCGUCACGGUAGCCGACUCUUCACCCACGGACUCGUCUUCGGGCCCCGGUGUGGUGCAGUUGCUUCACGAGUUCACCGACAUUGUGCCGUAUCGGCCAAUCUCUUACAAGAUCAUUCUUGCGGCCGGUGUCGUGCCGUCAAAAGGUUGCAUUUACCGCAUGAGCAAGGAGGAGCUUGCGGUCCUCCGCGCGCAACUCGAUGACUUGAUGGAAAAGGGCUGGAUCCGCCCUAGUAGCUCUCAUAUGGAGCGCCAGUUCUCUUCGUACGGAAGAAGAACAAGGAUCUACGAUUGUGCAUCGACUUCGUGAGCGUUUUUGGUGGCCCGGCCUUCUCGGCGACGUCACACGCUAUUAUGAGUCACGCGAGGUUUGCCGACGCU